Molecule: messenger RNA, 1117 nt
Organism: Habropoda laboriosa
Lineage: Eukaryota; Metazoa; Arthropoda; Insecta; Hymenoptera; Apidae
Gene: lic
Product: dual specificity mitogen-activated protein kinase kinase 6
Exons: 6
Coding region: 82-1092 (336 amino acids)
Biological process (GO): stress-activated MAPK cascade; protein phosphorylation
Molecular function (GO): MAP kinase kinase activity; ATP binding
Source: RefSeq, a predicted model, not a curated record
CAUUUGAAUAUGUAUUGUAUUAAAUUGCAUGCACUGCCACGUUUGCAGACUUAAUAUUAUUUAUCAAUUAUUCAUUGAAUUAUGGCUUUACGUCGAGGAAAAAGAAAUUUGAAAUUGCAGGUUUCUGAAGAGACACCUGUACCUGUCACUCCACCGAGAAAUCUGGAUAAAAGAACUACAAUAACUAUUGGUGAUAAAACAUUUGUGGUAGAAGCAGAUGAUUUGGAAACUAUCUGUAUUCUUGGACGUGGAGCAUAUGGUAUUGUAGAUAAAGUACGACAUAAACAAAGUGGUACUAUUAUGGCGGUUAAGAGAAUAACUGCAACGGUUAAUACACAGGAACAAAAACGAUUACUUAUGGAUUUAGAUAUUUCCAUGCGUAGUUCAGCAUGUCAGUAUACAGUACAAUUUUAUGGAGCAUUAUUUAGAGAAGGAGAUGUUUGGAUAUGUAUGGAAGUGAUGGAUAUGAGCUUGGAUAAAUUUUAUACAAAAGUGUACAAGCAUGGACGUGCCAUUCCUGAAGAUAUUUUAGGAAAAAUUGCUUUUGCAGUAGUAAGUGCAUUACAUUACCUAUAUUCACAGUUGCGAGUGAUUCACAGGGAUGUAAAACCUAGUAAUAUUUUAAUUAACCGAAAAGGAGAGGUAAAAAUCUGUGACUUUGGUAUUUCUGGUUACCUUGUAGACUCUAUUGCCAAAACUAUCGAUGCUGGUUGUAAACCAUAUAUGGCUCCAGAAAGGAUAGACCCGUCGGGUAACCCUUCACAAUAUGACAUCAGAUCUGAUGUUUGGUCAUUAGGUAUAUCUCUUGUUGAACUUGCAACAGGAAAGUUUCCUUAUGAAUCUUGGGGUACACCUUUUGAGCAAUUGAAACAAGUUGUAAAGGAUGAAGCACCAAAGUUACCUACUGAUAAAUUUUCUGCCAGUUUUGAAGAAUUUAUCAAUAAAUGUUUAAUGAAAGAUUAUACUGCUCGUCCAAAUUACAGUCAACUAUUGAAACUUAAUUUUAUCACAGAGCAUGCCAAGAAGAACACAAAUGUUGCUGAAUUUGUUGGAGAAAUUUUAGAUCUACCUGAAGUUGAACAACCAGCAUAGUGUACAAACAUAUUUUGACAUGGUG